Messenger RNA from Parnassius apollo (apollo), 1320 nucleotides. The record is from the annotation of a GenBank genome assembly. NCBI's taxonomy places the organism in Eukaryota, Metazoa, Arthropoda, Insecta, Lepidoptera, Papilionidae.
AUGAGCCCCAAGAAGGCUCCCGGACUUGAUAACUUCAGAUCCGACAUAUGUCAGCAAUUUGCAACAGAUUACCCUAGACUCCUGACAGAUAUACUGAACCGUUGUCUUACACUCCAACACUUCCCUGACCAGUGGAAAACAGCAUACGUAAAAAUUAUCCCGAAACCGGGCAAGUCCGACUACAGCGCAUUAGAGUCCUUUCGUCCAAUAGGGCUUCUACCUGUAUUUGGCAAACUGUUGGAAAAGCUUUUUAUCAAAAGGGUCGUAUACCACGCGCAGCGAAACAAUCGACUAAACAAAUUUCAGUUCGGUUUCCGGGAACAGACAAACACGUGCGAAGCCAUUCACACAGCUCUUAAAAUAAUUAAAUUAGCCAAAUCAGAAAAACACCUCAGCAUCGCGAUAUCUCUAGAUAUUAAAGCAGCCUUCGACAACGCUUGGUGGCCUGCACUCUUCCACCGGUUGCGGCAUAUUCAAUGCCCUAAUAACAUCUUUGGACUUAUCCAGGAUUAUGUCCGCGAUCGGAAGGUCAUCCUUGACCAUGCGGGGAGGCGAGUCACCAAGACGAUGUCUAAGGGCUGCAUACAAGGUUCCACGUGUGGGCCUGUUCUCUGGAAUAUCAUACUAGACGAGCUGCUCGAUGCGAGGCUUCCAGCGGGCUGUCACAUACAGGCUUUUGCGGAUGAUGUCUUGCUGGUUGUCACGGCCGCGAGUGUCGGUGAGCUGGAGAGUGCUGCCAACUUAGCUCUCCACCAUAUAGUCGAGUGGGGAAGGAGCGUCAAGCUGACCUUCGGUCAUACUAAAACUAAGCUCAUUGCCUUCACUCCCAAGGCUAAGGUAGCCAGCAUUAACAUGGACGGACACCGUCUUUCCUUUGUGCCAGAGGUUAAACUGUUGGGAGUCAUCUUAGACGAAAAACUAAACUUUGGGAAACACGUGAAACAGGUUAUCAACAAGGCCGUGCGAAUCUUCAACACACUUUGUAUGUACUCGAGACCCACAUGGGGAGCCCAUCCUGAGAACAUCAGUACCAUUUACCACCAAGUGAUCGUGCCAACUAUCACCUACGCUGCUGGAAUUUGGGGACACGUUGCCCAGGAAAGGUGCAUCAGGAGGGCACUCGGGAGCAUGCAGCGCGGAUUUGCCAUUAAGGCUAUUAGGGGAUUCCGCACGGUAUCUUCAUCCGCGGCCCUGGCGUUAGCCCAGUUUAUGCCUCUGGACCUGAAAGUGCGGGAAGUUUGCGCUGUGGAAAGAGCUCGGCUUCUGGGUACCUCUGACCCCCAGCGACAUCCCUCUAGAAAAACCAACUCCCGUCUCUGA